CCCUAGAGACGGCGACGCCGGAAGCGUCCCCGGCAACCCAACACAGCCCUUGUCUCUCGUCCACUCGCUUGCUCUGCCGUUUUCUCAACGCUUUGCCAGCUUGAGCUCUUACGGGAGACUGUCCGCUGUCGUCCAAUUUACCUGGUUACUCGGCCCGUUUCAUCGCGUUCGGGCAGUCCAUCCGUGCUAUUGAGCGCGUGGGCUGCAGGAGAAGCGCUUCAGGCCGGUCACAACCCGUGACUCCCUCCCCGUUGGCACGCCCCGACUUGACAGCCUUCAUCUUAUCCCAUCCAUGGUUUGCUUCACAGCACGGUUUCCGGUUGAUACCGCUCCCUCCUCUUACGAACCAGCCAGUGACCGCCCUCCCCGGCCACAGGCCCCAGCAACCAGCAGCGAAACUCUGACUCCGUACCGGGAACGCCGCGGCCAUGGAUGCGAUGGACGCCGUGUUGCGCAACUUCAAGAUGAUCCCCUGCCCGGCAGGGGACAGCUGCACAAAGCCGAAUUGUCAGUGGAGGCACAGCUGGGACACAAACCCGCCAGCAACUCAGCCGGGCGACGUGAGCCAGGACCAAGACGGGCCACGAAAACGUCGGAAGGUCUCGUCUGAACCUGUCUCUGCUCCAGAACCGCCCGCCACCAGUGCGCCAGCGCCUUUGUCGGCGAAACGGCCUGUUUCACCGCCGCCGUUGAAGCGGAAGCUGCCAGGACCUACGGCUGGAACUGCGUCAGCCGCACCUCCAGCCAAGCUAGCGAAGCCAGCAUCAAGCUCGGUCGCAUCAUCCACGCCAUCCGGCAAGUCGAGCGCAAGUGCCACGCCUAAGAAGGACGCACCCGGUCGGCAGGCCACGCCGCAGAAGGGGACACCGACACUGACCCCCAGGAAGCCUGAAACUCUGAAUCCUCGCCAUCUGAAGUCAGCAGCACCAGCCGCUCACGAAUUUCGCUAUAAAGCGCUCAAACUUCUCCACGAGCAGUUCCAGCGACUUAACAAUGAGCUGAGCAAAGAUGCCAAGCCAGACGAGGAAGAGCUGCUUCUAUCCCCCCAGGAACUUAUUUGGCUGGCACUGGACGAGGAACAACGCAUCGCAACAGACAAACCGGCCAUUUAUCAGAACGUGAUCAAGAAUCGCAUCAUGGCAUACAAGCGGAUGACACCAGGCCAGUGGAGGGACGAGCGAGCUGCCGAGCGCAAGAAGAAGGAAGCCGCGAAGACCCAGGCGGGCAAUUCACCAGCGAAGCCGGUCCUGGGUCCUCCUAAGGAGAUUCACACCGGUCUUACUCCGCAACAGGAGGUCGACUUCCUCGCCUACCUCUACACCCCGAUCGACGGUCUCUCCCAGUGGGGCUACGUGCCGACUCCCCCAACCGAGGAGGAGAUUGCAAAGGCGCGUGAGGGGGACGCCGCUUCCAUGGGGUGGGAGGUGUGCGAUCGCUGCGUGACGCGCUUCCAGGUAUUCCCGGGCCGACGCGAGGAAGACGGGGCCUUGACUUCGGGCGGCAAGUGUCUCCACCACCCCGGGCGCGCAUACUUCCCCGAGCGCACAUUCGGUAUCUUGGAAAUGCCGAGCAAGCGGUAUCGGUGCUGCCAGCAGGUCGUGGGCGAGUCGCCCGGCUGCGCGACGGCCGACACGCACGUCUUCAAAACCACGUCGCCGGCGCGGCUGGCGGCCGUGCUCCCCUUCGUCAGGACGCCGCCGAACCCGCAGGCGCCCACCGACCGCGCCGUCUGCUUCGACUGCGAGAUGGGCUACACGGUACGCGGGUUGGAGCUGAUCCGCCUGACAGCCAUCAGUUGGCCCGACGGCAAAGAGCUGCUCGACGUGCUCGUGCAGCCGGUCGGCGAGAUUCUCGAUCUCAACUCGCGGUAUUCGGGCGUGUGGCCCGAGGACAUGCGCGACGCCGAGCCGUGGACGCCCGAGAUGGCCGGCGGCAGCAGCGAUAAAGACGAGACGACGAACGAGCCGGCCGACGAAGGGACGCCCCAGCAGCAAACACCCGGACAGCGGAAGAGAAAGAAGAUGCGCAUCGUCCCGUCGCCCGCCGUCGCGCGCGACCUGCUCUUCUCCCUCAUCUCCCCCACCACACCGCUGAUCGGGCACGGGCUCGAGAACGACCUCAACGCGGUGCGGAUCGUGCACCCAACCCUGAUCGACACCAUCCUGCUGUACCCGCACCGCCGCGGCCUGCCGAUGCGCAACGGCCUGCGCAUGCUCGCCGAGACGCGGCUCAACUGGGCCAUCCAGGCCGAGGCAACCGACGAGGACGGCCGCGCCGUCGGCCACGACAGCGCCGAGGACGCCCGGGCCGCCGGCGAGCUGGUGCGCCUGCGCGUGCAGGAGAAGUGGGCCGACAUGAAGGCCCAGGGGUGGCGGCUUGUCGAGGGGAAGUUUGUGCCGCCUGGCGGCGGCGGUGAUGGUGGUGCUCGUCCUUCUGGCGGGCCGCUGAGCGAGGAGUUUAUCGAGGAGUCAGGGGGUGAGGCGGAAACGGAGGGGGAGGUGGCUGGCGAGAGCUAGCUGUGGCGCGCCAAACUGACAGAUGGGAUGCGGAUAGACACACGGACAGGCCUGCGGUGUGAUGGGACAUGGGUCAUGGUCAUCAUCAUCAACAACAACAUCAUCAUCAUGGUGGGCGGAAGAACCAGCGGGCUUGGGGAGUCAAUG
This is a messenger RNA of Thermothielavioides terrestris NRRL 8126, 2663 nucleotides long. RefSeq lists its product as uncharacterized. NCBI's taxonomy places the organism in Eukaryota, Fungi, Ascomycota, Sordariomycetes, Sordariales, Chaetomiaceae. Gene Ontology annotation, molecular function: nucleic acid binding; exonuclease activity. The coding region runs from base 429 to 2516 and encodes 695 amino acids. Gene Ontology annotation, cellular component: nucleus. The transcript has a single exon. The record is from RefSeq and is a predicted model, not a curated record.